Molecule: messenger RNA, 1173 nt
Organism: Peronospora farinosa
Lineage: Eukaryota; Oomycota; Peronosporomycetes; Peronosporales; Peronosporaceae
Source: the annotation of a GenBank genome assembly
AUGUGGCACUCCACCCUCCUUCUACUCCUUCUUGCCUGCGUCUGUACGGCGCAGAGUGUCUCAAAAACUUCGAGCGGCAGUGAUAUUGACGCUUCUUCCAAGAACAAAAGGAACAGCGAUAUUUACAAUGUUUGCCCUGUCAUUGUCGAAUUCAGCAAGGAGCAGGAGAACCUCUCUGAGGAGGAGUUAAAGGCUAAUGCUGCUGACGCAGCCAUGUCAGCAUUCCUACUAAGCCAUCCCAAUUAUACACUUUGGGAUUACUUUAAGAUUGAAGAACAUCAGAAGCAAGUGAUGUUCAAUAAUUUGCGGCUGCCGGAUAGAAUCAAGACCUUAGUGAAAUCUUUUGUCGACUUCACGGCUGACACCGCCAUCAAUAUUGCGCAUAUGGCGGCUGACGCAGUCUCAUGGAUCAUCAACACCAUCCGCAGUCCUCUUGUUGGAGUUCGACAAAUAAUAGAUUUCUUUGUGGAUUUCGGCCGCAACAUCAAAAUGUUGUGGAAGAUGAUGCUGAAGGACCCCAAAAAUACGGCUGCGAACAUGGGCGGAGGAUUUUUACUUCACAUUUCGCACCACCCCUCAGAGUUUACUGCUGAGACCGUGUUGCUAGUCGGUACCGGAUUUGCAGUAAUCCAUGGCCUUAUCCAUGGCGUCGAAGCUAUCUUCGGAACGCUAAGCGACGCCGUUUCCCGAGUACUCAUGUCCGUGCUAAUGUUUAUACACGCUAUCGACGACCCGAUUCUUAUUGUCACGCCUCUGAUCACCUCCGUUGUGAAAACGGCCGGAGCAAUCAGCCAGGGUGGUAACUCCACUGAUCACGCACUGACACUCACGCCAUAUCCAAUUAAGCCUUUGAAGUCGUGUCAAAUUCCCAAGCAGUAUCGACCAGAAAUUUCGACCCGAGACUUGUGCCUUAGCAAUCACAGAGAAGUUCGCCAGCUGCUGUUCGGAACGGCUAAGCGAAGUGCUAAGAUGACCCAUGAGGAGAUGGUUGCCGCAUACAACCACUUCCACGACUUCGUGUGCUGCUUCCUCGAGGACCAGGAGUUCGAGGUGAAUGCACCUGACAUGAAAUCCACAUCUUUCAAGACUGAACUCAUUCCCACUCCCGUCAAGAUGGCUAAUUGCUCUCAGCUUCUCGGCCAUUACAGCGCUGACACAGUUUGGAAGCUUUAA